Xenopus laevis (African clawed frog) is the source of this 2932-nucleotide messenger RNA. It is a transcript of the gene ndrg3.S, whose product is annotated as NDRG family member 3 S homeolog. The coding region runs from base 175 to 1341 and encodes 388 amino acids. Lineage: Eukaryota; Metazoa; Chordata; Amphibia; Anura; Pipidae. The transcript is spliced from 17 exons. The record is from RefSeq and is a predicted model, not a curated record.
CUGGCCAAUAGCAGCAUCCGUUUCAGAAACGUAGAUGGAGGCGCGGCUGCUGGAGCUUUAGUGGGGCAAGUGGUUUGGCGCAGAAGAUUGGUAGAACAUAGAGAAGCAGCUUCUACAUUUCUUGGCUCUGAAGUAAAUCUUUUUGCUGAUUACUGAGCCUCAAAAGAAAAGAAAAUGGAGGAGUUGCAAGAUGUUCAGCUCACAGAAAUAAAGCCGCUCCUUACAGAUAAGGGUCCCGGCCAGCACUUUGAGGACUUUGAUGGUCAGGAACAUGAUAUUGAAACAGCGCUUGGUGUUGUGCAUGUUACUAUGAGUGGAAACACAAGGGGGAAUAGGCCUGUGCUCCUCACAUAUCAUGACAUUGGCCUGAACCACAAAUCCUGCUUUAACUCUUUUUUUAACUUUGAUGAUAUGCAUGAAAUAACCCAACAUUUUGCGGUUUGCCAUAUCGAUGCACCUGGGCAGCAGCAAGGAGCCCCCUCAUUUCCAACUGGGUACCAGUACCCUACAAUGGAUGAACUGGCUGAAAUGUUAUCUGCAGUAUUAACCCAUUUAAACCUCAGAAGCAUUAUUGGUAUUGGAGUCGGAGCCGGUGCCUAUGUAUUAUCAAGAUUUGCACUAAAUAAUCCUUUAUUGGUAGAGGGGCUUGUACUUCUAAAUAUCGAUCCCUGUGCUAAGGGCUGGAUCGACUGGGCUGCUUCCAAGCUCUCAUUUUGGACAACUAAUGUUGUAGAGGUUGUGCUGGGUCACCUGUUCGGCUAUGAGGAACUUCAGUCCAGUCUGGAUCUGGUACAAACAUUCAGGCUGCAUAUUGCCCAGGACAUCAACCAAGACAACCUAGAACUUUUUGUUAACUCCUACAACAGCCGCAAAGACCUGGAAAUUGAAAGACCUGUUUUUGGUUCCAGUACUCCCACCAAUACCACCAUCAAGUGCCCUGUGUUGUUGGUGGUUGGUGACAAUUCUCCUGCAGUAGAUGCAGUGGUUGAAUGUAACUCCAGACUUGACCCAACAAGGACGACUCUACUUAAGAUGGCAGAUUGUGGGGGUUUGCCACAAGUAGUUCAGCCUGGGAAGCUGGCCGAAGCCAUCAAAUACUUUGUUCAGGGAAUGGGAUACAUCCCACAUGUUCAGCUUAGUCAUCUGAGCACGGAAUCAGUGCCAUCAGCCAGCAUGACCAGAUUAGUCCGUUCCCGCACUCAUUCUGCUUCAAGCAGCGGAUCCAUGGAAAUCCCCCGCAGCCGAUCUCACACCAGCAAUGCCCAACUGAAGUCCUCCUCUAACAACUCCCUGUCAAACCAGAUCCAAGAAACUCCGCAGACAAUUGAAUUAUCCUGCUAAAUUAUUUUUUUCUCCCCCUAAAUAUCUAGCAUUUCCCAUACUUUGGAGCCAUCCAGAUACUAAACAUCCCUCAACUCUGGAAAUGGCCUUUCCAUUCCUCCCUGUUAACCUGUGUGUUUACAUGACUAAGUUGUAUACUUCUGUCAAAAUAUAAAAAAGAGAUUGGUACGCAAGUGUAGCUACCAUUAUUAAUCAAAAAGCAAAAUAUCCAAAGCAAUUCAUGAAAAGAGAAAAUACUCACAGUUCACCCCAGUCCACUGGGGUGCAAAAGUUGUCUCCAAAAAGUAAAGACUGAGAUUAAAAGUAAAAAUUCUAAUAAUUUAUUAGGACAUACCAAUAACUGACUGACGCGUUUCGUGCCUACUGGGGCACUUACUCAUAGGAUGAGCCUAUGAGUAAGUUCCCCGGUAGGCACGAAACGCAUUAGGCGGUUAUCUGAAUGUCCUAAUAGAUUAUUUGAAUUUUUACUUAUAAUCUCGGUCUUUACUUUUUGGAGAAAACUCACAACUUUUGCUGUUUUGGACAAGUUGUAUACUUCCCCUUAUUAGUCUGGAAAGUUUGUUUUCAUUACUAUUUUGCCCUUUCCAGUUUGAAUUUGGUGCUGAGAAUUUCAGAUGGGGGGUCAGCUGAUUUAUGCGGCAGGAUAAAAAUGAAUCUUUUCCCCAUUACCUCACAUCUUUGUAUGAUAAAGCACUUUUUUGUUGUCUUUUUAUUUAAAGGGGCUCUUUCCUUAGUGAAACAUCCAAUCACAUCAGCUUAUGGUUACCCCAGGGCUGCAUUUAGACUACGCAGAAUUCAGCAGACACCGCUAGAAGGAUUGUACAUUAGUGGUGAAUAGUUUCUGGUCUGUUCAGAGGGAAUCCUACAGCCCCGAUUUGUUUAUACUGUCAUUCUUUUUGUGUAUUAUGUUAAGUAUAGUCUAAUGGUUGUUGGGUUAUUUCAUGUUCUUUUGCACUUGCUUGGGUUUGAUUCUUGUGUUUUAAAUUCCCUUGUACAUUCAAACCUUUCUUCCAAAUGACACUAAGAUCAAUAUAUUUUUCUUGUUUAGAGAUAGUUAUCAACAUCCAGUAGAAUUAAGAGGUUUGCUAAUUGCAUUGUGUUUGUUAGAAGGAUUUUGCUGGAGGAGCUUUACACAGCGCUUACCCAACAGAGCAUUUCUGGCGAUGAUGACGAUGAUCCAGGGCCCUUUUAUAGUUGCCAGGCAGCAAAAUAAUAUGUAGUGGGUUUGUUAAAUAUAUUGUACCAAAAAUAUUUAGCUUAUUUGCCUGUUUGUAGUGUGCUCUUGUUCAUAGCUAAUGUAUUUCCAUUUCAGAAUCCUUUAAUUCUUGGCAUGUCAAGACCUGACCAUGAGACUCUGUUUUUGGGAAUAUAAAGCUAUUCCCACACCAUAAUUUUGUGUUUGGGACCACAGCCUACAUCAGACAGUGGAACAAAAAGGGACGGAUUUCAUGUAGUUUAGUGGGUUUUGUUUUUGUAACCUUGUAUGGUAUAUCCUACAUUAUAACCUUUGGUUUCCUACUAUUAGCAACGUUAGGUAAUCCACUUCCUUUCGGAGUACACUUUCUAAUUGCUAAUAAAUCUGUGAAAUGUU